AUGGCUGAUAAGGGUGGGAAGAUGCUUCCAGGACAACUUUACAUUCAAGUGGAAUAUGACUAUGAAUAUGAGGCCAAGGACAAGAAAAUUGUGAUCAAGCAAGGGGAGAAAUACAUCUUAGUGAAAAAGACUAAUGAUGAUUGGUGGCAAGUCAAAAGAGAUGAAAAUUCCAAACCCUUUUAUGUGCCAGCACAGUAUGUGAAGGAAAUACCCCGGAAAGCACUGAUGCCACCUGUGAAGCAGGCAAGCAUGCUGCCAAAUAAUACCUUGAAGUUGACACAUGGAUUACAGAGAUCAACAGAAAAUGUGAAUAAGUCACCAGAGCUUUCUAGUUUUGGAAAAUCUUCUCCAGUACAAGUGUCUUGUUUAGUUCGAGAUGCCAAUCAAAAUCUGGGACUGAACAAUAGCCCCUGUCAAACUUUCGGUUUGAAUCUGGACCUUACCCAGAACAAUGGAAAACUUAACAAUGAGUUGCAGUCUCCCAAGGUUUCCAGUCAGUUUAGAACAAUUUCCAUGGGUCAUUUCCCAUGCCCAGAGUUCUUGGAAAUAGAGAAGACCAGCUUUUUGCAUGAACAGUCUUGUGAUUCAGCAGGAGAAGGCUCAGAAAAAAUUCACCAAGAUUCGGAGUCUGGAGAUGAACUCAGUAGUAGUUCCACAGAACAAGUGCAGCCAACUACUCCACCAAGCCAAGGGAGGCCUGAUUCACCAGUUUAUGCUAAUUUACAAGAACUGAAAAUAUCUCAGUCUGCACUUCCACCACUACCUACAAGUGCUCCAGUCCAAAUAAAUGGGGAAUGGGAAACCCAUAAAGAUACGACAGGACGCUGUUAUUACUACAACAGAGGAUCACAGGAGCGAACCUGGAAACCUCCGCGGUGGGCCCGAGAUGCAAGCAUUAAUAAAGGGGAUUCCCAGAGCCAUGCAGAUCAUGAGCAUCUUUCAUCAGAAGAAAACGACCACAGUUCUUGUUACAGCCAGUCAGAUAGUCAGUAUGGUUCUCCUCCAAAGGGUUGGUCAGAAGAGUUGGAUGAACAUGGUCAAACCUUAUAUACCAAUGACUAUACUAAUGAAAAGUGGAUAAAACACGCAGAUGAGCAAGGUAGACCAUACUACUACAGUGCUGAUGGUUCCAGGUCAGAGUGGGAGUUGCCUAAGUAUAAUGCUUCACCACAGCAACAAAGAGAUAUAAUAAAGAGUAGGAGUCUGGACAGAAGGCUACAGGAGCCAAUAGUUUUAACAAAAUGGAGACACAGCACAAUUGUGCUGGACACCAAUGACAAGGAAUCAUCAACUGCUUCUAAGGCUGGUUUUCCUGAAAAUGAGUCCUCUCCUUCUUCACCAAAGCAUCAAGCCACAGGUCAAGAAAAGUAUGGGUUAUUAAAUGUGACAAAAAUUACAGAAAAUGGGAAGAAAGUUCGGAAGAAUUGGAUGUCAUCAUGGGCAGUGUUACAAGGGUCAUCACUGCUGUUCACCAAAACACAAGGAAGUGGAACUGGCUGGUUUGGUGUUAAUCAGUCUAAGCCAGAAUUUACAGUGGAUCUCAAAGGGGCCUUGAUUGACUGGGCCUCAAAGGACAAAUCCAGCAAAAAGAAUGUUAUUGAGCUAAAAACUCGCCAAGGUACUGAGCUCUUAAUUCAGUCAGAUAAUGACAGCUUUAUUAAUGAAUGGUAUAAAGUUCUUAACUACACCAUCAAUAAUCAGGUAAUAGAGUCUGAUGAAGCAUUAGAUGAUGAGGUACCAGAUUCCCCUGGAGUGGAAAAACAAGACAAAGAGAAAGAAAAUAAAGACUCUAAGAAACUUCGUUCAGUGAAAGCACCCAGCAAUAUAGAUUCCACAGAUCAGAAGAAGACCAAAACAAAGCUCAAGAAGUUUCUUACACGGCGCCCUACAUUACAAGCUGUCCGUGAAAAAGGCUACAUUAAGGAUCAAGUUUUUGGUUCAAAUCUCACCAGCUUGUGUCAAAGAGAAAACAGCACGGUGCCAAAGUUCGUGAAGCUGUGCAUUGAGCAUGUUGAGGAACAUGGAUUAGAUAUUGAUGGCUUAUACAGAGUUAGUGGCAAUCUUGCAGUGAUACAGAAGCUGAGAUUUGCAGUCAAUCAUGAUGAGAAGCUGGACUUGAGCGACAGUAAAUGGGAAGAUAUACAUGUCAUUACAGGAGCUCUAAAAAUGUUCUUCAGAGAAUUGCCAGAGCCACUGUUCACUUACAACCACUUCAAUGACUUCGUUAAUGCAAUUAAGCAAGAACCAAGGCAGCGUGUCCCUGCUGUUAAAGACUUAAUCAAACAGUUGCCGAAACCAAAUCAGGACACGAUGCAGGUACUCUUUAGACACCUAAAAAGAGUUGUAGAAAAUGGAGAAAAGAACCGAAUGACCUAUCAAAGUAUAGCAAUAGUUUUUGGUCCAACCUUAUUAAAACCAGAGAAAGAGACUUGUAACAUAGCAGUCCACACAGUAUACCAGAAUCAGAUUGUAGAGUUAAUUCUACUGGAGUUGAAUUCUAUCUUUGGACGCUGACAUUUUUCUUGAAAAACAAACUGGAAGUGAUGGGUUGGCAUUAGUACUCCAUCAGAAGGAAAACCUCUUGCUGUAUAUGAUGUUUUAUGUUUGUGGACCAAGCAGCAACUUGUUUUUUUGCACUUUUGGGGAGGAGAGAAACAGGAGAAAUGUUUGACCACUUUAAUGCAAAUUAAAGAUGACACUUCAGAUUUCUUUGAAAAGUUCAAUAUAAAAAUUUGAAUUGAAAAGUUUAUAGUUUGCCUUUUUUAAGUAUCAUUGGAAAAAUUUAAUAUAGGUUAAUACACUGGAUUUCUCGGAGAGUAAAACUAAUAAUCUCAGACUGGAUAAUCUGGAACUUAGUCUCAAAAUUCUUCCAUAUGACGGGGAAAAGUCCUACCAUUUUUCCUGGUAUGGAAAAAUUCUGUGAAGUCACAUCUUAAGCUUGUUUAUUGCAAUGUACUUAGAUCUGUAUGACACACUUUUCCCAGGGGUUUCUGCAUGCAGUGACUGUCAUAGACUUGUGCUAAAAAUUUGCUUUAGUUAUUCAAAUCUAAUUCUUCACUUGAUAUCUGCUGCCCUCUUUCCUUCCUUUUCUCCUGUUUUUCUGGGAUGUUUUUGUUUUUUAUUUUUUACUUAUUUCUUACUUUCUUUUUCUCCCAGCAGCCUCUCUGGAAGUUUUUUGCUGCUUCAUAGAGCCGCACACUAUUACACUAUUUCAAAAACUGAACUUGUAAAAAUAUCCAGCAAUAGUUAUUUGUCUUGGGACAUAAUAGAAGUAAUAUUUAAUAGACAUGUUCAUUUUUUCAGGGUAUGUCCUGAGCUAAGUCUUGUGUUAUACUGAUCUAAAGCUAAAGUCCUAAGUAAAUAUGGACUGUAACACUGUGUUGAGUUCUUGGUAUAAUGCUGUGGUAGUGGGAGUUCAUUCUUGAUGUAAAUACAGGCUGUCCUUUUGAUUCCUGUACAUAAUUCAGUUCCUGUAUAGUUUAAGAUCACUUUAGUCACACAUUUCUAAUCAUGGGUAGAUUAGCUACAGUAGCAUAUUUCCAGUGGAUGUCUGGGUUUCAGCAGGGAAACAGGUUAAGGGGAGGGAGGGAGAUCUAACUGUGUGCACUUUUAGAUGUUAAUUACAUUUGCGGGCAAAUAACUGUAAUGCAAAUGGUACUGGAGAAAUACUGAGUGUGCUUGCUAAGUUGUUAAUGCACUACAAGAAGAGCCUUUUAGGUUAUUUAAUAUGUACAGGAUACAUUAGAGAUAUGUAAUAUGAAUUCUAACAGCUACAGAUAGUGAAAGUCAUGUUUUGAUAGAUAGCAUUGUGGAUUCCAUCAAACAUCUAAAUUUAAGAUUUUCUUUUUACAUUAAUGUAGAAUAAUUUGUAAAAUUGGUUUUGAAAGAUUUUGUUACAGGGAGCAUGGUCUGCUGAAGAUUUUUUUAAAUGUAUUUUUCUAGACUAACUGCUGUAUCUGACAUAUU
Messenger RNA from Cinclus cinclus, 3966 nucleotides. RefSeq names its product Rho GTPase activating protein 12 (gene ARHGAP12). Bases 1 to 2514 code for a protein of 837 amino acids. The transcript has 17 exons. The record is from RefSeq and is a predicted model, not a curated record. Gene Ontology annotation, molecular function: protein binding. Gene Ontology annotation, biological process: signal transduction; regulation of GTPase activity. Gene Ontology annotation, cellular component: cytoplasm. NCBI's taxonomy places the organism in Eukaryota, Metazoa, Chordata, Aves, Passeriformes, Cinclidae.